AUGGCGUCCUUCAUCAAGUCAGAACAUUACGAGACCUAUCCAGGAGUGUCACCAACUCUAGUCCGGGAGGAGUUUUCGGGCAAGACGGUCCUGUUGACCGGAGGUGGCUCAGGAAUUGGAACAACCAUGGCCUGUUCAUUCGCCGAAGCCAACGUGGCCGAGCUCAUUCUCAUGGGUCGAAAUGAGUCUACACUAAGGGACACCGCUGAGAACCUUGCGGCGGAGUUUGUCAAUCUGAGGGUAUCAAUCCAUGUGGGGAGUGUGUCAAACCAGGACGACGUCGCAGCCGCCUUUUCCAAAAUGGAACGGUCUCCAGACAUACUGGUCAACAAUGCCGGAUACCUCCCGGAGCCAGAUAUUUUUGUCGACGCGGAUUUGAAAGACUGGUGGCAGGCGUUUGAGACCAACGUCUUCGGUACAGCUGUUGUCACACAGGCUUACCUCCGACACCGCAGAGGACACAGGGCCAGCACUCCGGGUGUCAUAAUCAAUAUCAAUACUAGAGCGGCGCACGAUACAAGCAUGCCUGGCCUGAGUGGCUACUCAUCGAGCAAAGCGGCGAUUCUGCGGAUGGCGGAAGUCAUCGCCAUCGAAAUACCAGCGUCAGAGGCGCGCGUCAUCUCACUCCAUCCCGGGGCGGUGCAGUCGGCCAUGCUAACCAAGUCCAAGCUGAACAGAUCCCAAACUGAUGUGAAGCUUGCAGCGGACUUCGUGGUAUGGGCAGCCUCAGAGAAGGCUGCGUUUCUGAACGGGCGAUUCGUGUGGGUGAACUGGGACGUAGACGAGUUGGUCUCGUGGAAAGACAUGAUUAUCCAGAGGGACCUUCUGAAGACCUGUCUCAAAGAGACGUAA
Messenger RNA from Colletotrichum chrysophilum, 852 nucleotides. RefSeq lists its product as uncharacterized. Gene Ontology annotation, molecular function: oxidoreductase activity. The coding region runs from base 1 to 852 and encodes 283 amino acids. The transcript has a single exon. The record is from RefSeq and is a predicted model, not a curated record. NCBI's taxonomy places the organism in Eukaryota, Fungi, Ascomycota, Sordariomycetes, Glomerellales, Glomerellaceae. Gene Ontology annotation, cellular component: cytosol.